UGUUUGUUUUCAUGGUUUGUUUUUUCUGGUGUGCUUCAUUCUGCUUUUUAAAAAAUGUUAAAAUUUAUAAAAAAAAAAAGUAAUUAAUGUAGUGUCCUGACAGAUUUCAACAUUGGAUCUUUGCGUUAUCAUAUACUUGUGCAAGUAAAAGUGAAAAUUAAGGCAACUGUAUAGUUAUUUUUCGACAAAACUCUUGUGCAGAGAGUUCAGGGGGGAAAGCCCAAGAUAAUGGAAAUGUGAGUGAACAAAUAUUUAAUUUGUUUUAAUUUAAUUUCUAAAUUGGGGUUUGAGGUUAGCUCCAGUUAAUGGGUUCAGUUUUCUUUUUUCAGGACAAUUCUAGUUUGUUUUUUUUUUAUUUGCAGUACUAGUAAAUUUCAAGUUCACGUAACAGUCCAGUGAAUUUAUUAUCAGUGUAAUGUCAUCAGAUGCUGUGAUCUUGUCCUAGAGGACCCCUGCCACUCUUUAAGUCACCCACAGGUGUUAUUCUGGUCUUAUCCUUAUUCUGGUUGAUGUCUAAUCAGGCAAAGUGAAAACGCCUGUGUGGGUGAGCAGGGACUCCGACUGCAGGGAAAUAAAAUCAAUUCGGCACACUCCUGAAAUGAGGUUUCACCUGACCACACCCAAAGUAACGACCAAACUCCCCCUGUCAGCCUCUGCACAUCUGAUUAUUCUACAUCCAACAGGCGCAGCGCUCAGAGCCGCCUCCGAGGUUUCACCUCAAACUGGCAGCUGCGACCAGCAUUCAACAGUUUGAAUGUUGGUGUAUUGAUACAGCGUUAUGUGUGAAAGGGAAGGUGAGAGGUGUUUGGCUCCUAAUCCUCUUAGCAGCAUUAUGCUGAGCUUCGUUCAAGCCGUGACAUGCGGUGCGCCCUUGUAGCUCCCCAAAACCCGGAGUCAGCAUCUCUGCGUCCGUUACGCACAGCUGGAGGGACGGUCCGCAGCGGCGAGGGGUCGAGCGGCCGGCGGCACAGUCCUUCCACAGGUUGAAGCUGCCUGCUGUAAAAGAUGAAACACACUGUGUGUACGUGUGUGUGUCUCUUCCCUGUCAGCGGUGUCUUCUCGCCACAUAACGGUGCUGGAACUAUCAAGGAAUAGCAAUGCAUCUGACAUAACUUCCUGUUUGGAGUCGAGACCACAGGGCAAUGAACGUGCACUCGCCUCCGAGGAGGAGACUCAGGCGCAGUCGCGUCCUCUUCCUCAUCUCAGGUGUGCUGCUGUGUUUCGUCUACACGCUGACUCUGAAGGCCAGGCUUUCUCAGCCGCGAGCCUCCGCCCAGACGGAUGACGCUCUCGGAGCAGAGGGGGGUGGUGAUGAUGUCGUGGAGGUCAACAUUCGGGAGGUGAUGGCAUCCAAUGAGACGGAGGAGGAAGAGGAGGUUGUCUCACCUGAAAGCACCAAACCUCCUCUGGUGAUAAUCGUCAACAGUACGGAUAUCGAACAGUGCAUCUACGUAGAUCCUCACCCUCCCAAACCACCACCAUCUCCACCGCCACCAACCACAACAGCUACCCCUAGUCCCCCACUCCAACCCCCUCACAGGAAGGGUGAUUACCCAGAAGACCUCUUCUCAGUGGAGCAGCGACGGCAAGGCUGGGUGGUCCUGCAUGUCAUAGGCAUGAUCUACAUGUUUGUCGCCCUGGCCAUUGUCUGCGAUGAGUUCUUUGUUCCUGGGCUGGAGGUCAUCACCAACAAGCUGGAGAUCUCCGACGACGUGGCCGGGGCCACCUUCAUGGCGGCUGGAGGCUCUGCCCCCGAGCUCUUCACCUCCCUGAUCGGUGUCUUCAUCUCCCACAGCAACGUGGGCAUCGGCACCAUCGUGGGCUCAGCUGUCUUCAACAUCCUGUUUGUGAUCGGCAUGUGCGCCAUCUUCUCCCGGGAGAUGCUGCACCUGACCUGGUGGCCGCUCUUCAGAGACGUAACCUUCUACAUCCUGGACCUCAUCAUGCUCAUCGUCUUCUUCCUGGACAACAUGAUCCUGUGGUGGGAGAGCAUGCUCCUGGUGACGGGCUACAUCAGCUACGUCAGCUUCAUGAAGUUCAACUGUCAGAUCGAGCAUGCGGUCAAGAGCCAGCUCAAUAAGCACAUGAGUAUCGUCAAGGUGUGGACCGCAGAGGAGCCAGAGAAGGAGAGUGAAGCUCCACCAGCACCUCCUCCCUCUGCUGCUCCCUCUGCUGCACCAAAAGAUGAAGAUAAAUCCAAGCGAGAGCCUGAACCGCCUCCGAGCAGCCCUCAAUGCAACAAACCGCCAUCAGAGCCACAAGAGGACAAAGCGAGACUCAGGGUGCGUCCCAUUCUGCAGCGAGGCGGCAGCUCGGCCUCCCUCCACAACACCUCGCUGAGGAGCACCAUCUUCCAGCUGAUGAUCCACACACUGGACCCUCUGGGAGAAGAGGCAGCCCUUAGAGGGGCCCUGAAAACCCCCGGCCCGAGGAAAGCCAGAAGAGAGACAUCCUUUAAUGGUGAUGUCACAGGGGAGGGGUCAGCACAGAGGAAAGCAAAGAACAAAGUAAACCCUCUGAACGUCCCGGUCGUGGGCAAAAAGUCACAUCACCACCACUCUGAAGAUGUUGAUCACAAGCCAAACGCUGAGCAGCCCAGUGCUGCUGCUGCCGCCGGUGCACCAGGGGGCGCUGCAGCCGAGCCGUCCACCUCACAGCCUCAAAAAACAGAAGAGACGAGUGAGAAGGAGACCGCCCAUCCAGAUGAGUCAAAGGCGGCAGCGGGGGGAUCGGGGGGAUCAGAGGGCGGCACUGAGGACGAGAGCAGUGACUCCAGUGAGAGUGAAGAGGAUGAUGAGGAGGAUGAUGAUGAUGAUGUAAACAAGGAGAAAGAAGAAAAGGAAGAAGAGGAGGAGAAUGAACCGUUGUCUUUAGAGUGGCCUGAAACCAGACGCAAACAGGCCACAUAUCUUUUCCUGUUGCCCAUUGUGUUCCCGUUGUGGCUCACGCUGCCUGACGUCCGCAACCUGGCGUCCAGGAAGUAUUUUGUCAUGACCUUUAUCGGCUCCAUCCUGUGGAUCGGAGUUUUCUCCUACCUGAUGGUGUGGUGGGCUCAUCAGGUGGGCGAGACUAUGGGCAUCUCAGAGGAAAUCAUGGGCCUGACCAUCCUGGCGGCCGGUACGUCCAUCCCUGACCUGAUCACCAGCGUGAUCGUGGCCCGGAAAGGUCUGGGGGACAUGGCCGUGUCCAGCUCAGUGGGCAGCAACAUCUUUGAUAUCACUAUUGGUCUGCCGGUCCCGUGGCUCAUUUAUACUCUGUUACACAACGGCGAGCCGGUAACUGUCAGCUCCAACGGCCUGUUCUGCGCCAUUGUGCUGCUCUUCCUCAUGCUCCUCUUCGUCAUCAUCUCCAUCGCCGCCUGUCGCUGGAAGAUGAGCCGAAUUUUGGGCCUCACCAUGUUCGUACUGUACUUCGUGUUCCUCGUCCUCAGCGUUAUGCUGGAGGAUCGCAUCCUCAUCUGCCCCGUUUCCAUAUGAUCUGACGGGCAGAGAGCGAACAGCACCACUGCACAUGACUUAGUACAUCCAGAUAGGAUCAAUACUGUACGUAGGAUAUGUUAGAUAGAAGAACCAAGCCGAAUGUCGAAAGGCUGACCUGACGCACAGUAGACACAUGGUAGAAACACAUAACUAAACGAGUGACGUUAAAGGAAAAAUCCACCCUUAACAUAGUUUUACAUAAUUAGUCUGUGAUCUUCAACAUUUUCCAGCAGCUACUUUGUGAUAACUGUUGUAAUUUAAUUUUCUGUGUCCAAAAUCAUUCCCCAUUUACUACAUACGGCCCUGUAUUUACCCACCGCCAUUUUAUUUGAGUGUCUGAAUUUGAGUUUGACAUUUAUUCAUAUAUAGUGCCCUGAAAAAUUCCCACAAUGGAACAAAUAGUGUUCAUGUAUGCUAUUUUCUGCUUACAAUCCCACAAUGCAAUGUGCCACACAGCAAAAUGUCAGAAAUCUCAAUUUACUGCCCACAAUAAACAGAGUGUCGUCAAUACAGGGAGUAGUGAGCGAUGAAGUGAUUUUUGUACACAAUCCUGGUGUGCAGUUAUCCUCAACUUGCAUCUUCCACUUCAGUAAUUGGUUUCCUACAUUUCCCAGAAUGCAUUUAUGCAAUCCCUUGAGUCGAAGCCUGAAUUGCAUUCUGUGCACAUGGGUAAAUUAGUCUUCAUGAGAAAGAAAAGUGUUCAGACAUUGGUUUAAUCAGGUUUUCAGAGUUGGGCUCAUAUCUCUGUCACCACAGGAGUCAUUGUGCUCUGACAAUUAAAAAAACAAAACAAAAAAAGAAAGUAACACACACCAUCAUUGUGUGACGCGCAUCAAAAUUUAAUUUGUUUUCUUUGUAAGCCCACAAACCAUCAACUAUCGGGUUUUACCACUGUGGGGUGUCAACGUACGUUUUAGACCUGGGAGUCUUGCCUGUUACGUCACGGUCAGCGAGGGGCGAGAGAAUUCGCCUGAACCAAACUUUCAAAUCCAAGCAGACACACGCAAGCUGAUUUUUGAGCAGAAAAAGCGGUUUUUCAGACACAGUGUUUUUUGUUGGUAAAAUCAUCUGUACUGACAUAAAAUUCCAACAGGAAUCUAUGCGAUUAUGUGCAGGGCUCAAUAACAACAAUUGCCUGGGGCAAGUAAAUCUAAAUACAGAAGUAAAAAAGAAUUAAACACCGUUUUUUUUUUUUUUUUUUUUCCUGGAGCAGAAGAUGGAAGUAGCUAAGGAGUGAGCCAUCUCGCUUCCUUCUCAUCUCUGAGAGCUGCACAUGCGCAGUACCGGUCAAGCACAAGCGAGUAUUUCAAUUAUCCUGGAAACAGGAGUAUAGGGGCAAGUAAAAAAAAAAAAAAAAAGUGGACUUUCUCGUUAAACGUACUAUAAUUUAACUUUUACCUGCACCUGUGGGUGUAGAAAUCGGUCCUUAUACCUUUUUUUUUGUCUACGAUUAAUUUCUCCUUGUAUGAUUAUUGAACUUGUGGUGUUAAAUCGCAGGUCUAGAAAGAAACCCUUGUUUUUUUUAUUUUUGGGGGACUGACACCGAAUCACAAACUGUUGUUUUUAGAUCGCUGAUACAUUUUCUGCUCUAAGACUCCACUGUAGCUGCUGGAAAUAUCUGAAUGAGACGUCACAUGAUCUUUGACUGCCCUAUUAUCUACAAUGAAAAUAAAAAUGCUCACAAUAAAAGUAUCAGAGAUGCAACACCACUGACUCUUUUGGUUAACAGUGUUUUGGGGGUGGAGUUUUCCUUUUAAUAUUGUGAGCAUACUGCUUAUGGAACAUCCCUGAGGUGACUUUAAUAGGUGAAUUAAAUUAUGUCCAUUACAGCAGUGAAGGUUCAGAUUCACUGUGCAGCAAUUCAAAACUACUGGAUGCAACUUCAGUCUUGUAUGUUCAGCAUUUUCUGAACUGUAUUCCUAAAACUCUGUUCUGUAUUCAACCAAACUAGUGUUUGUUCAUGUUCAGUGUAUAAAAUGUUUUUGUGCGAACACACAUUCAAUUUUGUCAACAAUAACUGUUGUGGAGAGAAACGUGUGUCAGGUAAAUGUGCAUCAGACUGUCUUAGCUGUGAGAAAAAGCGGACAGGUGUCACGUUGUCAGAUGUUACUGUCUUGUUAAAUGCUCUUGUUGGAUUGAAGUGGAUGCAAACGUGUAUUGUUGAUAGGAAAACUAUCAAUAUUUCAAAUUAAAAUUCCAUGCUGCAAUAAAUUAUUUUUUUAACAGUGA
Molecule: messenger RNA, 5708 nt
Organism: Siniperca chuatsi (mandarin fish)
Lineage: Eukaryota; Metazoa; Chordata; Actinopteri; Centrarchiformes; Sinipercidae
Product: sodium/potassium/calcium exchanger 1-like
Exons: 13
Coding region: 1143-3476 (777 amino acids)
Biological process (GO): intracellular calcium ion homeostasis; long-term synaptic potentiation; calcium ion transmembrane transport
Cellular component (GO): membrane
Molecular function (GO): calcium, potassium:sodium antiporter activity; calcium channel activity
Source: RefSeq, a predicted model, not a curated record